UGCGAGAAAACGGAGAAAACGUUCAAAACAACGUGUUUCGCUGUUUACUACGGCUGGCGGAAUUUACAGAUUUUGUAACUUCCAUAAAAAAUCGAAAUAACUGGAGGAUUUUAGCACCGUUUCGAUAGGAAUCUUUGCCAAACGAUGGCAUCUACCAGAAUACAGAAACCAACCACGCGCCGUGGGAAGCGAUUCCUGGACGAACGGGAACCCAAAACGAUAGAGAAUCCGAAGAAAACGCUGAUCAUGGAGGGACGCAAGUGCUCCAAUGAUAUCCGGCAGGCGCUGAAGGAUUUCAAUCUGCUGAAGAAGCCACUGGUCCGAUUGAUGAGGAGGAAUAAUGACGUCACAUUGUUUGAGGAUUCGACACCGCUGGAACAAUUGGCCAAAUCGAACGACUGUCACCUGUUUAUGUUUGGUUCCUCAUCGAAAAAGCGCCCAAACAAUCUUAUCAUGGGACGAAUUUACGACGAGCAAAUAUUGGACAUGGUCGAAAUGGGUAUUUCCAACUUCAAAGGUCUGCAGGAUUUCAAAACGGAAAAGAUCUCCGCCUUCGUGAAGCCAGUGAUCGUCUUCAAUGGUUACAAAUGGAAACUGACCGAAGAGCUGCGACGUGUUCGGAGCCUCCUGCUGGAUAUGUUCCACAUCGACAAUGUAUCGACCAUGCGACUGCAAGGCAUCGAGCACGUGAUCAGUUUCACGAUCACCGAAGAUUUGUCCAUUCUGAUGCGUUCCUAUCGGAUUCAGUUGAAGAAAAGCGGCCAGCGGACACCCCGCAUCGAGCUGCAAGAGAUGGGACCAUCGAUGGAUUUGACCAUCAGACGGACCAAGAUCGCAUCCGAAGAUCUGUUCAAAACGGCCAUGAAGCAACCGGCAAUUCUUAAGGUGGCCAAACGGAAGAACAUCUCGCGGGAUGAGCUGGGCAAUGUGCAUGGUCGGGUGCACGUCGGCAAGCAGGACAUCAACGCCAUCCAGACUCGAAAGAUGAAGGGUCUGAAGAAGACGGCCGAAGAGAAGAAGGCGGAACGUGCCAAGAAGAAGCGUCUAUCGGCGGGAAGCUCAGCCGGAGAAGGGUCGGAACAGGAAUACGACCACGAGGACAUGAAUGAGACGGGCGAUGCUUCCGGAAUGGAUGUCGAUAGCGAUGAGUAAGCUUGGGGUGAUUAUGAUACGAAAAAAAUAUAAAUUUCUUU
This is a messenger RNA of Aedes albopictus (Asian tiger mosquito), 1193 nucleotides long. It is a transcript of the gene Non3, whose product is annotated as ribosome production factor 2 homolog. Gene Ontology annotation, cellular component: nucleolus. Gene Ontology annotation, molecular function: rRNA binding. Lineage: Eukaryota; Metazoa; Arthropoda; Insecta; Diptera; Culicidae. Gene Ontology annotation, biological process: maturation of LSU-rRNA from tricistronic rRNA transcript (SSU-rRNA, 5.8S rRNA, LSU-rRNA); ribosomal large subunit assembly. The coding region runs from base 145 to 1152 and encodes 335 amino acids. The record is from RefSeq and is a predicted model, not a curated record. The transcript has 3 exons.